This is a messenger RNA of Ostertagia ostertagi, 597 nucleotides long. The record is from the annotation of a GenBank genome assembly. NCBI's taxonomy places the organism in Eukaryota, Metazoa, Nematoda, Chromadorea, Rhabditida, Trichostrongylidae.
AUGAAGACUUGUUCGAUCUGUGGAUACGCGUUGAGAGAUGAAGAAGGAAGGCAUACGUCCAGAUCGAAGACCUCGAACAUGAUUCUAUUGAUGUCACUUUCAUUGGCCGGUCAGAAGGACAGUGAAAGUGCACGCCCUUUGGCGGAGUCCAUCACAAAACCCAACCGAAAAGUUUGUCAUACUCACGUAAUUCGUGCGGUGAACGUGGUCAGUCAUGAUGUUGCUGAAGAUGCAGCGAAAGCACCCAUCAUUGGAGAAGUGGAUGGUGAAGGAAGUGAUUUGAAGAGUGCAAAAGAGGCAGAGCGGUCCCUUGACACAUCUGAAGAUGAGUCGAAGUGCUCUUCGACAAGUUCGUCCUUUUUCAAACCCUUACUGCGGACGACGAAACCUGAGACACUCGAUCGAUAUUUCCUUGUGAAGGGGUUUCAACUUAUGCAACUAUUUCAAUUUUGUCCUCAAUGUGGACAUCGAUUGAGCGAGACGGAAUUGGUGGGAAAGGGGACUGCUGCGAUCGUGAAAUAUGUUUGCAAAGGAUGUAACUUUGGUGCCCAAUGUGUCAAACAAUGGGAGAGCCAAGAAUUACAAUCACCCACCUAA